Molecule: messenger RNA, 1484 nt
Organism: Sorghum bicolor (sorghum)
Lineage: Eukaryota; Viridiplantae; Streptophyta; Magnoliopsida; Poales; Poaceae
Product: pre-mRNA-splicing factor syf2
Exons: 5
Coding region: 119-1180 (353 amino acids)
Cellular component (GO): Prp19 complex; catalytic step 2 spliceosome; post-mRNA release spliceosomal complex
Source: RefSeq, a predicted model, not a curated record
CGUCUUCGUCUCCCCUUCCCCCUCAGCCCAAGCUCCGUUCCCCAACCUCAGACGGAAUCGUUCCAACGCUAACCUAGGGUUCCGGUCUGUUCUGUUCCGUCCGGAUCCGGGCUCAUCGAUGGGGAGGGAGGGCGUGGUGGCGGGGCCGGCGGCGGAGGGUAGCAAAUCGCGGCCGGAGUGCAUCAACUCGUCCAACCCGUACCACGAGUGCUCCGACUACUGCCUCCGCAAAAUCGCCGAGGCCAGGCAGCGCCUCGACGACGAGCUCCCCGACUCGUGGAAGCGCCCGCCAGAGCAACGCACCGUCCACCCGGACUGCAUCAACGCCUCCAACCCCUACCACGAGUGCUCCGACUACUGCUUCAGGCGCAUCGCCGACGCCAAAUCCGGGCUCGAGCGUGGGGAGGGACAGCCACCAGCUGAUGUGGCCACCGCUGCUGGCACGUCCGAUGCUGCGGAGCAGCAGCGACCUGAAGAUAAUGACGCCGACAAACAGGAGGGCGCAGGCGCGGAUGAUGGUUAUCUGCAGAUGACCGAAAAGCAGAAGAAGCUGUUCGAGCUGCGGCUUAAGAUGAACGAAGCGCGGAAAGCGAAUCAGCAGGCAAUGGUUGCCGAGAAGAAAAGGAUGGAGCCUCGCGGUGAGAGCCGAGGUGUUUCUAAGCAGAAGUGGCUAGACGACAGGAAGAAGAAGAUCGGGAAGCUGCUGGACUCCAAUGGGCUUGAUAUGUCGAAGGCAUACAUGCUCGAUACGCAGGAGACGGCAGAAACCAAGUACAAGAAAUGGGAGAAGGAACCUGCUCCAUAUGGGUGGGAUGUUUUCAAUCAAAAGACCUUGUAUGAUGCAUACAAAAAGAGGACCAAGAAUAUAGAAGUCGACAUGGAGGCUUACAAUAAAGCCAAGGAAGCUGACCCUGAAUUCUACCGUGACGCCUCAAGUCUCCAGUAUGGGAAGGUAUCCAAUGUCCCAGAAGAAAACAUUGACAAAAUGGUCAAGGAACUCAAGGAGAGGGAAGAGAAGCGGAAAUCGUUCAGCAGGAGGCGCAAGUUCAAUGAAGACAAGGAUAUUGACUCGAUCAACGACCGGAAUGAGCACUUCAACAAGAAGAUUGAGCGUGCCUUUGGCAAGUACACGCUCGAGAUCAAGAACAACCUGGAAAGAGGUACUGCCUUGCCAGACUAAAACCUUACACAGCAGCUCGGGUUCAAGAACAGCAUGGAAAGAGGUACUGGCUUGUCAGACUAAAACCAUACACAGCAGCUAUCUUAUGGCAUUCAAGCUAACUACUCGACUAGAGGCGAGUGUCCCUGGUGGUGUUUUCCUUUUCACAUGGUUACUUCUUGUAUGCUUGUAACUUUUGGCCACAGUUCCAUUGUGACUUGUAAGAAACCUGAAAUGGGUUGUAAUGAGGCGAGGCUGAAGCAAUGUACAAACAGUCGUGUUUGCAUGUGAGCUGAAUGGAAAUAAUGAUUUGUAAUGGUGUACA